Messenger RNA from Malania oleifera, 1241 nucleotides. RefSeq names its product protein RGF1 INDUCIBLE TRANSCRIPTION FACTOR 1-like. The record is from RefSeq and is a predicted model, not a curated record. The transcript has 6 exons. The coding region runs from base 322 to 1101 and encodes 259 amino acids. Lineage: Eukaryota; Viridiplantae; Streptophyta; Magnoliopsida; Santalales; Ximeniaceae.
GCUGUGGGCAUUGUCCACCAAUAUUUAACACAGGGAGAGAGAGAGAGAGCGAGAGACGGCAGAAGCUAGUGUGGACAGGACAGCAAAGGGGCGGCUAGAUACAAUUAAGAAGGCAAGUGAGGGCGAAGGGUUCAAAGCUCUAGGGCAGCUGUAGGGGGGAAGACUGAGGAGGGUGAGUGCCAUAUCUGCGCUGCAGGCGCCGCUCUUACCUCUCCCCUAGCUAUAGCUAAUCUAACCCUUUGGCCUUCCUUUAUAAGACCAGCUAGCAACGCAUGCUCAGACCUCCCAUUUUAUGUAUGAUCUCCGCAAGCUGAAGCUACAAUGGUUGGUUCUGAGUCCGAGGUUCCUCCGUGGGUGGGGGUUCUUCUGGGAGAGAAGUUCUUCAACGCUUGCUUGGCUCACGAGUGCCUCAAGAAGAACGAGAAGAACAUACUUUGCUUGGACUGCUGCACCAGCUUUUGCCCCCAUUGUUUGUCUCCCCACCGCCAUCACCGUCUCUUGCAGAUACGCAGGUACGUUUAUCACGAUGUUAUACGUUUGCAAGAUGCUCAGAAAUUGAUGGACUGUUCCUUUGUUCAAUCAUACAAAACAAACAGUGCCAAAGUGGUAUUUCUAAAGCAGAGGCCUAUGUCUCGACCCAUGAGAAGCUCCGGCAAUGUCUGCGUCACAUGUGACCGGAGCCUUCAAGACCCAUACCUGUUCUGCUCUAUUUCCUGCAAGGUUUAUAAUAGCCAAGUGACUAAGCAAACCGACAGGGGAGAGCCUUUCCUCUCCAAGUACUGCAAGUUCCUUCCUUUACCGUACGGACCUAAAGGUGGCGCUUUUCCCGAGCUUCACGACGGUCGAAUUAUGCCUCCGCCGCCCUUCCCCGAAUCCCCUGUUUCGUUGGGAGCUUCGUCUGGGUCGAGUGCGAGCAUAAAUGGCGGAGCGUCGAGUUGCAGAGCACUAGUUUCCUCCGCCACCACCGAGUUUGCGAAGAAGAAACGCAGCGGCAUGUCGGUUUCUCGUAGCUCGUACCGGCGGAGAUGCUUGCCGGCGUCGGAGUUGGCGGUCUUUAUGAGCCGGCGAAAGGGUUUGCCUCACCGGUCGCCACUGCAUUAGCAGGGAAGGCGUGGGGGAUAUAUUUGAUAUAUUUUACUUUGUAUGUCCACUGUUUGCAAUUUCGAAGACUAAUAAGGGUUGCUUCCGAAUUUUGUAAAAUUAUUGAUAGUUAUAUUAUAUCCUAAAGGCUACAGAGAGUA